Malus domestica (apple) is the source of this 756-nucleotide messenger RNA. RefSeq lists its product as uncharacterized. Lineage: Eukaryota; Viridiplantae; Streptophyta; Magnoliopsida; Rosales; Rosaceae. Gene Ontology annotation, cellular component: membrane. The record is from RefSeq and is a predicted model, not a curated record.
UUUUUGGAAUCAGGCAUCGAAUGGUUCGGGACAUAUUUGGUUCGGCUUCAGGAUAUUUUCGGAUCGGGUCGGGAACUUCGGUAUUCUAUUCCCCUCCUUUAGACUAACAAGUCCACCUCUUUCCACAACCACCGCCUGAAAGUGAGUGAGAGGCACUGAAAGAGAAGCCAGCAACAGAAGAAGAAUCGAACCCAACAAUGGAUCCACAACUGUGGCACAAAGUAGCCGCCCUCUCUGGAAUGGCAGCUCUUGGGUUGGGUACAUAUGGCGCCCAUGUCUUCAAACCCAAAAACCCAACUUACAAAGAGGUUUGGCACACAGCUUCUCUCUACCAUUUGGUUCACACAGCAGCUCUUCUUGCUGCCCCUAUCACCAAGAACCCCACCAUUUUUGGAGGCCUUUUGACUGCUGGAAUACUCGCAUUCUCCGGGACGUGUUAUACUGUGGCAUUACUCGAGGAUAGAAAGUACUCUACGUUGGCUCCUUUCGGUGGCUUUGCUUUCAUCGCUGCUUGGGGCAGCUUGCUAUUUUAAGAACUCCAACUUCUAUGGAUCCCUGUACAACUUAUGUUGUUGGAUUCACAAUCUAUGAUGGUCCUGCACAUAGAUCCGAAUGCACCUUCCUUGAAUUUCAAAGUUGCCCUAGAAGGCUAGGACUAAGUAAUUGCCUAAUGAUGUAUCAUGUAUAUCAAUGUACUGAUUGUGCUACUCGGUGGUAUUUUAUGUUCCUUUGCAUGUACGUGUAUAAUUCUUUCCA